AUGAGGAUAAACAAAAAGGACGAAAUCGUGAACGUCUUGUUCACCGUAUUUCUACUGGCCACUCAGCAUAUCUGCCUCCUCUACGCAAUCAUGAGCAGCGCAAGAAGCAACAACAUGUACCUGCUGUUCCUAAUCGUAGAUGUCUUCCUAUGCAUAUACAUUGUGCUGAGCCUUUACGAUGAGAACAACGCGGGGGUCAAAAUCUCCAUCCAGUGGAUGAUGUACAUGAUUAGCUUGAGUUCAAAAAUGGGUAUAUUUUGUUUUCUGAUCAAAAAUGAUAAUAAAAACAGUCCCCCCAAAGGCCUUCUUUUCACAUAUCUAGCGAAUGAUGUAUUAGUAUACAACUUGCUUUACCUGACUCCAUUCAUUUACCUGUUGUUCUCGCUGAGAAGUAGAAAUAUAUUGGAGAAUAUUUUAAACAAUAAAAUCGUUGUAGAAAAUAUACUCAGCAUUGACGUAAACAUAAUAAACCUAUUCGAUCUGAUCGACUUAGUGUUCAUGUAUUCUCAUUUGACCAACCUGUACAAAAUAAUGGACCAUGUGAAGACCUACUACAGCUUCCAAAAUGUACUUAUAAUGCUCAUUGUUGUUUUAGUAGAUAUAUCUCUCUUUGGAUUCUACUUCCCUAUUUAUACUAAUAUAGACAAGUCCUAUUCCUACACCCAGGAGUCGGUGGGGGUUCUCAAGGGGGACACACCUGGGGAAGGCGGCAGAUCGAGGGACAAAGGUACCAAGCGAGAUGGAAAAAAAAUAAAACAUAGCAAAAUAAUUAAACAGAAAAAGGGUAUACAUCAGAGUGGCUCUUAUACCAAGUACGAAACGGGGGAAAGGAAGAAGGGUACUUUGUUUUACGCCACCAAUGGGGGAAGUGCUAGUACUACAAUUGGGAGGGGUGGAAGUACCAUAAUGAGGAGAAGUGGCAGUACUGCUAUUGGGAGAAGUGUUGAGGGAAGAAGCAACGCGAGUCGACAGAGUAGUGCAGGUAGCUUGCUCAGCCGAGGUAGUAGCAGUAGAAGGGGUCAAAGCGGAAGCCACAGCAGUGUUCGCAGUCAGAGAAAGAAUACUCUAAUGAAUGUAACAAAUGUUUCAAGUGGAGGGAAUACAACCCUAUUGGAUAAGUCUAACGUCAGGUACAUGAAGACAAACGCCGCCACUUCUAAACCCUUCUACCCCGAGAAUGAUACAAACAUGCUAGUGGUGGACAAAAGGAAACCCUCUUCUUUCGUUUCUAACAAUUCCAAGGACUCUACCUACGCAUCAACCGAUAUGUCUAGGGAGUUACUCUCAAGGGCCUUCUCCUCCACAUCGUCCUUUUCUUCAUCUUCUUCUUCCUCUGCGAAUUCAUCCUAUUUGUCAUCAGAUGGUUCUAACUUUGGUUCUUCGCACUCGGCUUCCUCCACGUCCUCUUCGUCGUACCUGCCGUCCCUCUUGUCCUUUUCCUCCAGUGGGAACAAGGCCAAGUCCAAUAAAUCUUACCACCAGAAAUAUAAGGACGUCUACACGGACGUGUACAUAACUGCUAAGUUUCACUUCAUCGUGGGGUUCCUCCUGAUCGACGUGCCCUUUUUCAUAUACAGACUGCUCUUCUGCCUGAAGCACAAAAUGAUGCUGACGCUGAUUGUGAAGAACGUCCUGUUCCUGCUGUUCAGAUCGUACAAGCUGAACGAGUACCGGCUCGUGGAGAAGGAGAAGUACAAAAAGAACAAGAGCAAUCUGGACUUUGACUUUUACAACCUGUUCAGCAUAGAUUCGGAGGCGAGUGGCUACCGAAAGGAGGACGCCGCGGGGAAGGGGAAAACGGGCGAGCACAUGCUGGUUGUGAAGAGGGAGAAGCGCAGAGAGCGGCAUCGUCAUUCGCAUCGCCACUCGCGUCAACAUUCUCAUCUCCAUUCACGUCGCCAUUUGCAUGGACAUGCGCAGCGGGGGAGUAGCAUGAAGGCCUCCUCAUUCGACAGAGCUGCGAGUUGCAAAGUUCUGGAAGACGGGGGGGAGGUAAAAAGCAAGAGAGACCGACGCGUGAGAAAAAUGAAAAAGGGAAACAGCAAAAGGGGAAACAAAAAGGACAAAUCAAUGAAGAAGAGACAGAAAAAAAAAAAAAAAAAAAACACCGUCAUGCAAGUCUUUAAGGAAGAAUAUAGGGACAACAAAAAGAAGCUGUUGUUGGAAAAGGCCGCUGUGCAGGAAAUGGAAAUAAGCGGAAAUGCUGAAAAGGCAAAUCGAGGAAGUAUCUCCCUCGGAAAAGUCAUAGACAAUAACGGAGAAGAACAAAUAGAAAAGAGGGAUGGUGGAGAAGGCAUAAAUGGAGGGGGGAACACAAGGAAUAGCAAAAAAAAAUCGUCAGUAAAAUUAACGUGGAAAGAACGAAGACAAAUGAAAAGUCAAUUUAGGAAAUUCAGAAAGCUCAUUUAUAAAUUAAAGUAUAAAAGGAAGAUACCGAUAUAUCAUUUCAAGCUAUGGGAUCACAUCCGGGCCAUGUGUAGUCUUUUGUUUAAACGCUUUGGUAGUUCUAAUUUUGUGUACUUGGAUGACCAGCUCGUUUUUUCAUACUUAACAAAUCUUAGACUCAUGCUUCUUAUACUACUUAACUAUGUAAUGAAGAUUGGCAUUACCAUUUUUUUUAUUUUCCUCCUAUUGAAUAAUCACAUAACAGUAGUACGUGAGCAGAAUUUUGUAUACAUGUACGAUAUGCCUAUAAAGCCGUUAGGAACGCCUGGGGUGGAUCGGGGAGGCAUUCUCCUUUUCCCAGACAGCUUCGAUUUGACCAAGCACACAAAUCUGCAAUUGCCGAAAGAACCCAUCCCUAUACAUUAUAUAAACAAAGACAUGGAAGACAAUUCGAAGCAAUUUGGUAAUAACAAAUAUGUCCCCAAAGGAUACCUUAAACUAGAAGUGCCAGAUAGCUUAUUCAACUCCAAAUGGGAGCAUGUAUUUAAGGUCGACAAAAUUUAUAUGUAUAGUUGUCUGGGAUUUUUUUUUCUUUAUUUUGUUUUGCUCCUGGGGACUUCUACCUUUUUCGACAUUCUCUUUGGGGCCAUAGUAAAUACGUUGAGUCACUUAUCCUUUUACUUUUCCCUAAAGCAAUUUGUUUUAUUCUUUUUUACUUUCCAUGGCAAUGUAUACAAUAAUGAUUAUGUGCUUCACGAUGGGUACAUUCGCAAGCUCAACUACGAGUUCGAAUACUUGUUGCUUCUACUUUUUAAUUUGCAUCACUUCGCGUCCCUCUUCAAGCACGCCUCGCUCUUCGUGCGCGUGGUGUUCAACUGCAGGUACGUCUACUACCGGAGGAGCUUAGGACGAGGCAGGCGCAACCAGCUGAGGCACUCCGUGAGCGUAUACCUCCUGUUCCUCUUAUGCAAGUACGCCCACGCACCGAUCAACCUGAACACCCUGCUCUUCGGGCAAAAUAUCCUGAAUAACAUUCUCCUCAUAGACAAUAUAAACAGCUUCACCUGGGUGAAUAUUAUAGUCCUCACUCUCUUCAAAGGAACGCAAAUACUCAUGACCAAGACCAACUACUUCGUAAUCGGACUCUUCAUUCUACACAUCCUCCUGUACAUCAUAUAUGCCAUCCACGCACAAAUACUCAGAUAUAUAAUUCUUCGAAAAAUGGAAAUUCUUUUUUCCUUUAAGAAUAUUCUCAUCUCCAAAUAUGAGGAGGCACCCCUCGUCCCGGACAAGACUUCUCCCUACGUCACCUGCAGGGAUAUACUGAAGUAUUACUCUGAGGAGGGCUUCUUCUCUUCUGAGGGAAAUAUGAUACCCAAUUUUAUAUGA
Plasmodium fragile is the source of this 3774-nucleotide messenger RNA. RefSeq lists its product as uncharacterized. The transcript has 4 exons. NCBI's taxonomy places the organism in Eukaryota, Apicomplexa, Aconoidasida, Haemosporida, Plasmodiidae. The record is from RefSeq and is a predicted model, not a curated record. The coding region runs from base 1 to 3774 and encodes 1257 amino acids.